Messenger RNA from Mesorhabditis belari, 678 nucleotides. The record is from the annotation of a GenBank genome assembly. Lineage: Eukaryota; Metazoa; Nematoda; Chromadorea; Rhabditida; Rhabditidae.
AUGGGUGGCCAGACCUCAGUUCACGCUCCUCCAGACAUGCUCGACCAUCACCAUCAAUACCCAGAUAUGAAUAUGAUCUUCAAGGGAAUCCCCAAAAUGAUACAGGUGGCUGAUGACAUGCACCGAAUGACAAACUAUAUCAUGGACCUCCGCAAUAUGACCAUCAUUUUAAUUAUCAUUUCAGCGAUUGGAAUUGUCGGAUUUUUGAUCAUCCGUGCAGCCAGCAGGAACAAUCAGAAGAGACGCAGAAGGAGCAUUCGAGCUGAAGAAGGAAUGAUGGCUGCUUAUCCUCCCGGCCCAUAUCCUCGAUAUUUUUAUCCAGGAUAUCCACCAGCUGUUGAUACUUGGGAUCGACCAAAGAGCACUUUCUCUCAUCACAGCAAUCAUGCCGAUCAGCUUGAGGAGAAGAAACCCGUGGACAGUCGAAAUUCUCCUGAAACUGCAAAGCUGAACGGCCACGUUGGAAGCAGCACUUACAAGGUACAAAAGAGUUUCUCUCAAGACGACUCGGUGCUUGCGAUGGAUCAAUCGGAGAAGAAACUCCCCUCACUUCUCACGAAUUCGACUCCAUCCGAUGUGCCAGCCUACCGUGCCCCCACCGGAGCUCAUAAACGCCCCCUCGAAUCCGUGAAACUAAUCGUCGAAGAUCUGCCCUAUGCGGAUAGUGAAAACAAAUAU